AAGAAGUUUUCAAUGGAAAAUAAUAAGAGCGAAGAUUUUUUUGAUUUGUUUAAGGAUAAAGUGGUUUCUAAAACAAAGAAGUUUUGUUUUAAGAAAGACAAAAUAGACAAAACUAAUGAAAUUGGUGCAAGUGAAGGAGGCGUUAAGUCACCAUUUUUUGCAGAAAAAUGUGUAAAACGUGUAGCAACAGUAAUUGAAUCGAAAGAAAAAUUGGACAACAGUUUUAUAAAGGACAGUGUAGAAAGACAGUUAUACAACAUUUUUAAUGAAGCAUUUGAAGAAGAUGUGGUGAAAAACGAUAUAUGUAAUGAAACCCAAAGUAAAACGUUACCUUCAAAUAAUUUAAGUUGUACUGGAAGAAAAAAUUCCACCAUUCGUUCUAGUUCCACGGUGAAAAAUAGCGCAGUUAAAUCGAAUGAUAACAAAAAUGUUGCUGUAGCACCGGUAUUUUUGUUCAAUAAGAAUAAAUCGGAUACUUCCAGAAUAAAUAAUUGUAAAUCGUCUAGCACUUCAAAUGCUAUCAAAGGAAAAAAUGGUUCUGGAAAUUUAAAACAAAAACAAUUAGUGAAGAGCAGUUCAAAAUUUCAGUUUAAGAAAACAUCAAACUCUGUAAAUACUCCAAGCAGUGCCUUAUUUAAUUGUCCAGAUAGGUCCAAGCUGACAGAUGCAGUUGAUUUUUCACCUAAAAGUGAAUUUCCUAAUACCAAUUCACAUUCAAAUGACUUACUUCAAGAUCGUACGGGCAGUUAUGCAGAGAAUAUUAAUAGACAGUUUAAUCGACAAGAAUCCAUACAUUCAAACAAGGAAGACAGUGUGAAUUCAUUAACAGAAGUGAAUACAGAUAACACUGAUAAUAGUUUAUGUAAUUCUUCCCCUGUGAUCAAACCAAGAAAAUUUGUUUUUAAAAAGAAGAACCAUAUUAUUUCUUCAAGUAGUCUCAGCCAGUUGUCUUCAAAACAGUCUGAAAAUAAUUCCUUUUCAGUACAUGAAACACCACAAACGAAAGGUUUAAGAGUAGGUGAAAGUCCUAUAAUUAUUAGUUCUGAUGAAUUAUUUCAUAACAAUAAAAAAGACGUAUCUCCUAGACAAGUAACAGAAGUUAAGAAGAACCUUUUUCCUAGCGCAGGCUUUGAUGAUACAGUUUUAUGUGUAAGCCAAUCCUUAGAAACUACUCAGGCUGAUUACAUGAGUGAUGAACAAUUUGAGAAACUUUUCUGUAGUGGUAACACAGAAUUAAAUAGUAUUAAUCAAACAACUUCGUCAAAAUCAUCGACCUCCGUAGAUGAGUUCAAUUUAAAUGAUAUAGAUUGGAAUGAAGAGUUUGAAUCUGAAAAACUAAAUUCAGAUAUUUUAAAAGAAGUAGGUGAUGUCAAUUGGCAAGAAGAUGUAUUUUGUGAUAACACGUAUCCUAAAGAUGUAUUUUCUCAAAACACUAUUCCAGAAUUUUUGGGAGUGCGUGGAGACGACUCUUUGGAAUUUAAAAGGAAUUAUCAUUUCUCAGAGGUGAUGAUGGAAGUGUUACGUGAAAAAUUUGGAUUAAGGAAUUUCCGUCCCCAUCAGAGAGAAGUUAUUAAUGCAAGUUUGAAUAGACACGAUUGUUUUGUGCUAAUGCCGACAGGAGGAGGUAAAAGUUUGUGUUAUCAGCUGCCAGCCAUUUUAAGUGAAGGUGUUACAAUCGUUAUAUCGCCACUUAGAGCACUAAUAAGCGACCAGGUAGAUAAAUUAAAUGGCCUUGAUAUUCCCGCUGCACAUUUGUGUUCGGAUGUGACAGAAUCAGCUACGAAACAAAUUCUAUCGAAGCUUCAUAUGCGUGAGCCUGGAAUUAAACUUUUAUAUGUAACUCCUGAAAAAAUAGUCGCUUCAAAUAAAUUAAAGGAUACGUUUGAUUCUCUUUAUCAACGUGAUAAAUUAUCAAGAUUCGUCAUAGAUGAAGCCCAUUGUUUAUCGCAAUGGGGGCAUGACUUUAGGCCUGAUUAUAAACAGCUUUCAUUGUUACGAAGACAGUAUGCAACAGUACCGAUAAUAUGUUUGACCGCUACUGCAACAAAGCAGGUAGAAACAGAUGUAAUAAACAGUUUAAAAUUGAAAAACGUCAAAAGAUUUAUUCGCAGUUUUAAUCGACCAAACAUAAAGUAUCAAGUCCUACCUAAAUCCAAUAGGCUAGCUGUCAAGGAAAUAUCUGAUUUAAUAAAGAAACGUUUUGCGAAAAAGUCUGGUAUCAUCUACUGUUUGUCAAGAAAAGACUGUGAAACCUUAGCAACCAAUUUGAACACUUUGGCUAUUAAAACGAAACCUUAUCAUGCGGGCAUGAGUGAUAAAGUUAGAGAGAAUAUUCAAAGGCAAUGGAUGCAAGACCAGUUUCAUAUUAUCGUAGCAACCAUAGCGUUUGGCAUGGGAAUAGACAAACCAGAUGUUCGAUUCGUCAUUCACAACUCGAUUCCAAAGUCGGUGGAAGCAUUUUACCAAGAAUCCGGUAGAGCAGGUCGUGAUGGAGAAACGUCAUACUCUUAUCUGUUUUAUAAUUAUUCAGAUGUCGGUAGACUGCAAAAACUAAUGCAAAUGGAUAGAAAUUCAAAUAAAAAGGCACUUGAUGGACACAUGGAAAACUUGAAGCAAAUGGUCGCUUUUGCUGAAAAUGUAGUUGAUUGUAGACGACGCCUGCAAUUGCUACAUUUAGGUGAAAAUUUUGAUCGUCAGAUAUGUGUACAAAAUAAAGAGACUACUUGUGACAAUUGUGAAAACUUUAGGAAUUACGAUUUAGUUGAUAUCACAAAAGAGGCCAAAGAAUUGGGAAUUUUAGUACGGGACCUUUCGGUAAAAGGUUGUGUUACAAUGUUUCAUGUCGCUGACGUCUACAGGGGUUCCAAAAUGAAAAAAAUUUUGGAACGUGGACAUAAUGUACAUAAAUAUUAUGGGGCUGGUAGUAAAAUGGAUCGACUUCAAGUAACAAGAAUUCUUAAAGACUUGAUUAUAAGAGGUGUAUUGGAUGACCAUCAUAAAUACACUGGAGAAUAUCCUGUAGUUUAUAUAAAACCUGGGUUAAAGUUUAAAAUAUUAGAUUCACCAAAUGUUAAACUUACUCUUCCUACUAGUACUACGGCAAUGACAACUAACAAAAAAUCUUACCCUGAGUUAACGUUACCUGAUGAAGCUGGACCGUCAAAUGCUGUCGCCACCUUAGUUAGUGAAUCUCCAGUACCGAAGCCGACAGUUAGCAGAUACAAAAUAAGCAAUCUCAAAGUACAGUGCCAUGAGGAACUUUUGGAAGAAUGCCGAAGAUUAGCUCUUGAGAAAAACGUCACGCUGUCAUCGAUUAUGAACUUAUCUGCUAUAAAAAGCAUGUCGGAGGUCCUGCCUAAAACCCAAGAAGAAUUUUUAAAAAUCCAACAUGUUACCGUGGCAAACUUCAAAAAGUGCGGUGAAAACUUCUUAAAGAUUACUUCAAAAUUUAGGGAGCAAGUAGAUGCAUUACAAGUUACUGCUAAACCUUUACAAACUUAUAAUAGUAGUUCUUUUGACGAUGAUGAUUUUUGUUCAUCGAGUCAAGGUGUAAAGAGAAAGUCUACUGGUGGCUACAAAAAGGGAGCCAAGAAGUUCAAAAAUAAUUAUAAAAAGUCUAAAAGGCCGUAUCGUAAAUGGAAAACAAAAGCCGGUACUCCCAAGAAAAAGGCAGCCCAUGGAAAAACAAAGGGGGGACUAGCUUUGAUGCCAAUUCAUAAAACUCUCCUGCAAAUGGAUAGGCAGCAGCUGCAAAAAUUUGUACAGUACCUGAUCUCGGAGCACCACACCGAAGUGCUGCCAACAGCUCAGAAGUUGGCUGAUGAAAUUUUGCAGCAGCGGUCAGAAAUUAAUCAAAUACCUGGAGCUCCUGAUCCUACGGCUGGAGCUUCUGCAGAUGACGAACAUACCUGGCAUUUGGAUGAGGAGCAGGUCUGCGAACAAGUAAAGUCGUACCUCUCCCAGGGAGCCUACUAUAAUGCUAACAAACAAUUAAAUUCGCUAUUUUCAAAGGUUAGAGAAAUGCUACGUGCACAAGAUUCAAAUGGGGCGAGAAUGCUUACUUUGAUCACCGAGCAGUUUUUGUCGGAUCCGAGGUUACAGAUGUGGCGUAAUCAAGGUACCCCAAUGACUGACAAAUGUAGGCAAUUAUGGGAUCAAUUGGGAUCUUUAUGGGUGUGUAUCGUACUAAAUCCAAACUGUACUCAACAUGAGAAACAGCAAUGGAAAGCAUUACUUGAAAAAUGGGCUGUAAUUGAUGUAUGCCCGCCCGAAGACCCAGACUUUCGGUUACAACAAGGAUCGCGAGAUUCAUAUUCAACUAGGGAUCGUGACAGAGAUAGAUACGAUGAAAGGUACAGGGAUAGGGAUAGAUACGCUGAUAGAGAACGUGAUCGUCGAGACAGGAGAGAUCGUGACAGAGAGAGAGAAAGAGACAGAAACCGUGCUGCUUAUGACUCAUCUGACAGUUCGGACGAUGAUGACGAUGACUCAAGUUCAUACAGCCCUAGGAGUAGCAAACGGUUACGUUUAUCAGGGAAUCAUUCUAAGUCACAUACACCUACCUUACCAAGGUCGAUAUUUCAUAGAGCAUUGGAUGCGGUUACUAUGUCUUGGGAUAAUAUGCAUUUAAAGAAUAUUUUGUCUAGUGAUACAUACUGUUCUCAUGUUCCUGACACAUCUAGUUCUGGUAGCUUUAAUUCGCAGGGACAGCCGUUAUGGCAUGAACCAAUACCUCUAUGUGCAUCGCGUGUAGAUUCUCUUCGAUCUCACGGCCAUAUGGAGGCAGCACUCCGCUUGGCUGUUUCCGUAGUGCGUACGAUGAAACAGCAGCAGCUUGUAGCGCAGAGAAAGUGGCACGAAAGCCAACAGAAUACUAGUAGCAGCAGCAGUAGUAGCAAAAUGCAAUCUAAUUGCAAACUGUCUGCUUGUACGUCCAGAUGUCAAGGACAGUGCAACAGUAAUUCCUGUUCUACCACUUCUGUGAAUGCGCCUACAAAUUUAGACGGCUGGGUGGGCCACCCACUAGAUCCCAUCGGUUGUCUGUUUGAUACCCUAGCAGAUGCUUCUAUAAUUCCAGAGAACGAACGACCCAGGACGCCUAGUUAUCUAGAUUUGGUAGGGAUGGAGGAUCAACAUAACAAUAUUCGACCCCGAUAUCACCACGUGCCUGUCGUGGGUUCUCGGGAUAGGUCUGAAACAUAUCUAACGCUUGCCUUCGAGGUGGCCCUUAUUGGUUUAGGUCAACAGAGAAUUAUGCCAGUUGGAUUGUAUGCACAGGAAAAAGCUUGUAAGCAGGAAGACCGGCUCAUAGCCAAGUUACAGGAGAUCGAACUAGAUAACAGCCUGGUGGCUGUUCUAAGGCGACAAGCGAUUAUCCUUCUGGAGGGCGGCCCCACUAGUGGGUUGGGCAUUGGAAUUCACCCUGAAAGCAUACCUAUGCACACUUUUGCUAGGUUCUUGUUUCUGUCACUUUUGAAUUACUAUCCCGAUUUGGCAUAUGAAGUUGGUCUGAGAGCAAUGAGGUUACCACUCUUGGAAGAACACGAGGACUCGGACGAUCCACUCGCGGGGAACGCCAGCAGUUCCCUGAUGAUAAGCCGAUCACCCAGGUGGUUCACCUUAGGUCAUAUUGAAACACAGCAGUGCGCUCUCAGUUCUACAAUGUUGAGUGCAGCCAAGGGUGAAGUAAUGAGACUUCGUACGGUUUUGGAGUCAUCCCAGAGGCAUAUCCACAGUUCUUCCCAUUUGUUCAAGCUUGCUCAAGACGCCUUUCGGUUUGCCACCCCUGAAAACGGCCCCAGGCAUCCUACACUUUUGAGUGUGGCUUUUGAAUUGGGACUACAGGUUAUGAGAAUGACUUUGUCAUCGCUGAAUUGGCGUAGACGGGAGAUGGUACGUUGGUUGGUCACUUGCGCGACAGAGGUGGGUGUGGACGCAUUAAUCUCCAUAAUGCAAAACUGGUAUCAGUUCUUUACGGCCACUGAAGCUACAGGACCCGUCGCCACAACUAUUAUGUCCCACAGUACCAUAAUGCGUCUUAGUUUAAGCUUUAGCCAGCAAGAAGAGUUAUCUAGUUGUGCCAGGACGUUAGCUUUGCAGUGUGCUACAAAAGACCCUCCAAACUGUGCCUUGAAUGCUCUAACCUUAUGCGAAAAUGAAGCUUUGGCCUUUGAGACUGCUUACCAGAUUGUUGUAGAUGCCGCUUCUCAUAUUAUGACGUCAUCGCAACUGUUUACUAUUGCUCGUUAUAUGGAACAUCGGGGCUAUCCCACAAGGGCCUACAAGUUGGCCAUGCUUGCCAUGAAAAACGUGCACCUUGCAUACAAUCAGGAUACACAUCCAGCAAUUAACGAUAUCCACUGGGCGUGCGCCCUUAGCCAUUCUCUGGGCAAAACCGAGCUCUCUAACAUGAUCCCCCUUCUAGUGAAGAACGUACAGUGUGCCACAGUCUUGUCCGAUAUUCUCCGUAGGUGCAGUAUGACGGCGCCCGGCAUUUCAUGCCCACACCCGCCACCCCUAGACAACGGCAAGCACCAGCCCCACCCGCACAGAAGCCGAAGCUGUACGGCUAGUGGUGUUAAGCCACUUUCCUACGACAGGCCCCCACUAAGGCAACUGCUAGAAGCUGCAGUUGCCGCAUACAUCAAUACAACCCACUCUAGGCUUACCCAUAUCUCGCCGAGACACUACGGUGACUUUAUAGACUUUUUAACUAAAGCACGCGACACAUUCAUCUUGGCCCACGACGGCCACGCCCAGUUUACUCAACUCAUAGAGAACAUGAAAGUGGCUUACAAGGGAAAGAAAAAACUGAUGUUUUUAGUCAAAGAGAGGUUCGGCUGAUAUAUGAUGAAAAAGUGGUACACCUAACAGUGCUGGUGUGCGGUGUGAUCGCAAAUGUAAAUUAAAUGUAAUAUUUUGAAUGCUGUGCCGUUUGUAUAAGAUAAUAUGUAGGAGUGAGGUUAGGAAAGAAAAGACUGGGCGGUAUUACAUGUAUGCCUAUGUAUCAGCUUAAUGUUUCUUUGACUGCUUGACAUUUUGUGGGGUUAUGAAAUGGUUGGGCCACGUAUCGUCCGAAUUUUCAUUUGAAGUAGCCGUCCUUGUUAACAGUAUUUUAAAUGUGGAAAGGUAUGUAAUAUUUUAAUUAGUAGUUCAAUUUUUAUUAAAUAAAUUAAUCACAGGAAAUUCAUGUUAAAAUAAAUUCAUAGCCUCGUCUAUAAAACGGGCUUCGAUGAUUAAAUAAAAUGAAGUCAGUAAAUAAUUGCUGAGUUUCAGAUUACCCUAAAUUUAUAAUUAAAUACAAAUUUGAUACGAGACAUGUUUUUUCAAUAAGGUUCGUUUAAAAUUAAAAAAGAAA
Anoplophora glabripennis (Asian longhorned beetle) is the source of this 7357-nucleotide messenger RNA. RefSeq names its product ATP-dependent helicase SGS1. Lineage: Eukaryota; Metazoa; Arthropoda; Insecta; Coleoptera; Cerambycidae. Gene Ontology annotation, biological process: DNA recombination; DNA repair; DNA replication. Gene Ontology annotation, cellular component: Cul2-RING ubiquitin ligase complex. Bases 13 to 6843 code for a protein of 2276 amino acids. Gene Ontology annotation, molecular function: nucleic acid binding; ATP binding; 3'-5' DNA helicase activity. The transcript has 11 exons. The record is from RefSeq and is a predicted model, not a curated record.